This is a messenger RNA of Oldenlandia corymbosa var. corymbosa, 963 nucleotides long. The record is from the annotation of a GenBank genome assembly. NCBI's taxonomy places the organism in Eukaryota, Viridiplantae, Streptophyta, Magnoliopsida, Gentianales, Rubiaceae.
AUGGUUCAUCAUUUCAACUAUCUAUUGCUGAUUCCGUUAAUGGUUGCUGCUGCUGCUGCUGCUGGUGACGAGUUCAUGAACGAAAACUCGCAGCUCUUUCCCAGCGCAGCAACCACCGCGAUUCAUCUUCCCUCGGAUCCUGUCCCUCCGUCCUGCCCUGCUCUUAAUCCCAACCUCAAUUACCGUCCGGUGAUCGGAAUUCUUAGUCACCCCGGAGACGGAGCUUCCGGCCGCCUCAGCAACGAUACGAAUGCUUCUUACAUUGCGGCUUCGUACGUCAAAUUCGUGGAGUCCGCCGGAGCCAGGGUUAUUCCCCUUAUCUACAAUGAGCCUCCACAACUUCUGGAAAAGAAACUUAAUCUAGUCAAUGGUGUGCUCUUCACUGGCGGGUGGGCUAAAACUGGUCUCUACUUCAGUACAGUCCAGACUGUGUUUAAGAAAGUUUUGGAGAAAAAUGAUGCCGGAGACCAUUUUCCAGUGAUUGCUAUCUGCUUAGGCUUUGAACUCUUGACAAUGAUCAUCAGCCAGAACCAAAGCAUUCUCGAGCAAUUCAGUGCAGCUGAUCAAGCGGCUACGCUCCAAUUCAUUGCAAACACAAAUCUUAAUGGCACUGUAUUUCAGAGAUUUCCUCCUGAUUUGCUGCAGAAGUUGAGUACAGAUUGCAUUGUGAUGCAGAAUCAUCAUGUCUAUGUUUCUACAGUUAUGGGACAGCACUAUCCUGUUACUGGCUUUCAGUGGCACCCAGGGAAAAAUGCAUUUGAAUGGGGAUUAUCAACGAUACCUCACUCAGAAGAUGCAGUUCGAGUAACUCAACAUGUUGCCAAUUUCUUUGUUAGUGAGGCUAGGAAGUCGUCGAACAGACCACCAGCUCGGGAGGUGCUGGACAACCUCAUUUACAAUUAUACACCCACCUACGGUGGGAAGGCCGGGAGAGGAUACGAUGAAGUUUACAUUUUCACUUGA